AUGGAGAAAGGGGAAAGCGAAAAGAAGGGACUCUCCCCUCCCUCAGGUGAGGAAGAGGAAGAAAAGGAACCCUUUGGCGAAACAGUUAACGGAUCUGAUGUCGAAGAAAAAAAGAAAGCGGUUCAUGUUUAUCCUAACAAAAGCACCUAUGAGGGGGGUUACCUUCAUGGAAAGAAGUCGGGAUUAGGGAAAUUGACCAAAAGGAACGGGGAGUUUUACGACGGCUACUUCCAAAACGGACAGAAGCACGGAGGAGGGUUCCAGCGAUACUCCAGUGGGGACUUUUACUACGGAGAGUGGAAGCACAACAAGAAGGACGGCCGGGGCAUUUACUUUUUUUCCUCCACCGGGGAAUACUACUUCGGCGAAUGGUGCAAGGGAAGCCUCAUCAGCGGGGCCUGGAUCAUCUCCAGCGAAGCAAAGUACACAGGGACGUUUUUUAGGAACCUACCCCAAUUCAAGGGAGAGUUCCUCUUUGCCAACGACUCAAAAAUUAAUGUCUUUUAUGAACAGACUUUGGGCAUUUGCGGUUCUCAUGACGGGAGCGAGGAGCACGUGGGGCUGUACUGGAGGUCGCUCUAG
This is a messenger RNA of Plasmodium cynomolgi strain B, 582 nucleotides long. RefSeq lists its product as hypothetical. The record is from RefSeq and is a predicted model, not a curated record. NCBI's taxonomy places the organism in Eukaryota, Apicomplexa, Aconoidasida, Haemosporida, Plasmodiidae. The coding region runs from base 1 to 582 and encodes 193 amino acids. The transcript has 4 exons.